AUGUCGGGACGGAACUUGCGGAUGAGGCAAGAACGAGACUCUACAACCGUUAAGUUCGUGAUGGAUUGUGGCAUUGUUGAGAUCAACGGCGCGAGCUUCGGCAUAGCAGUGUCGCGAGACGAGAGGGAGAAAGAGUCGGCGAGGAGAGAGAAGGCGUUCGCGACGAGCGGCUGCGUGUAA
This is a messenger RNA of Arabis nemorensis, 180 nucleotides long. Lineage: Eukaryota; Viridiplantae; Streptophyta; Magnoliopsida; Brassicales; Brassicaceae. The record is from the annotation of a GenBank genome assembly.